AUGCUCGCUGGAAUCGCUGCCUUGAACGCAAAGUAUAGUGAUUUAGAGAUUGCUCGCCUCCUGAAAAUUGUCAAAAUUCGCCAUGAACAGAAAGACGCUGAUCGGAGAUUCUACAAUAAUAGGCUAAACAUAAAACAGCCGCUAAGCGUCCUAAUACCAUCGGAAGACCCAAAUUUUUUUUCAUCAUUGUUCUUUUUCUUUCUUCGAAUUCAUCUCUCUCUCUCUCUCUCUCUCUCUCUCUCUCUCUCUUUUCACUGUGUGGUCUCUCAUUUUUCCUCUUUCUAUUCUUUCUCUAACCCAUUGAUUCUUCUUUGUUUUUAUCACUUUCUGCAACCUCUUGUCUGUCUGUCUGUCUGUCUGUCUGUCUGUCUCUCUCUCUCUCUCUCUCUCUCUCUCUCUCUAUCUAUCUAUCUAUCUAUCUAUCUAUUUCUUAUAUGCGUCGCUACGCAUGCGUCGUUGCCUCACAAUUUAUUGUUUUCUCCCACUUUUCAAGUCAGUGUCAAUACAAUUUCCCCAUCAUUAUUCACGGAGAAGAAUAAGAGAACAAUGGAAUUUUUAUAA
Molecule: messenger RNA, 561 nt
Organism: Acanthosepion pharaonis
Lineage: Eukaryota; Metazoa; Mollusca; Cephalopoda; Sepiida; Sepiidae
Source: the annotation of a GenBank genome assembly